AAGACCCCAAAGAAGUAAAUACAUUUAAAUGUGGAGUCUCAUCGACUGAAAGUCAUUGUACGAUGACUUCAUGUACAAGUUUUACUUUCUUAUCUUUUGUAUUUUUGCGCGAACUUCAUAAUCGCACAGCCCACUAGAGGUACCUAAAGGUCAUGAGAAAUGAUUGUAAGCAGAAGCAUGCCGGCUACACAUAUUUGUGAUAGUAUGCAGAAACUGUUGUAAAGUCCCUUCAGUCGCUGGUAUCGCUUCACAACCGGUUAUGUUAGAGAGAUUGCUGCGCACAACAAGAUCUGAAAGUUGCAAAGGAGCGAAAGGAACAGCAGACGGCUCUCGAGGAGAAUGGGCACAGUACAUGCAAAGUCAUUUGAAAGCCACGAAUCGGAGCAGCUUGAUGUUCCACUUGAAAGCAUAAAAGCUCGGGUAGACAAGGUAUUCAUCGAUGGUGUCAUUCGAACAAAGGAUGACAUUCUUCAAAAGGCUGUCAAAGAUCUAUUUUUUGCCAAGGAUUUUCAGGAGGUUAUAUUAAGGACCAGAGAUGUUAGGAAGCAGCUAGAAACCCUCGGAGCCUUCAAGCAAAUAGCGGUAGCAAUAGACACCAGCACUGGACCAGAGUCAAGCCCACAUGGAUUGGAAGUUACUUUUAAAGUUCAAGAGGUUAAACGAAUUGUUGGUGGGAUCAACACAUUAGUUGGAAACAAUGAAGGCAGCAUGGUUGUGGGGAUCAAGUUCCCAAACACUUGGGGGAGAGGGGAAUUUGUGCAGACAGAAUACCACUACGGCACCAAGCAUGCCAGCGGUUUCAACGUAACAGUCAGCAAACCUUUCCUUGGAUGGCUCAAUCCAAGGGUAACUGGAGCUGUAUUCCAGCAGGGAGCCGAUUUCACUUGGAGUGGUUUCCGGCAGGUCGACAGGGGAGUGCUCUCGGAACUAAUGUUUGAAUCCACGCUGGGUGUACAUCACAGCUUGAGGUGGGAAGCUAUCUGGAGAGAGCUCUCCGCAUUGACUCCCACCAUUCCUUUCGUCAUACGGGAAGAAAUGGGACAUUCUUUGAAAUCUUCUCUCAAGCACAUAGUAACUGUGGAUCGACGCAACAAUCCUAUUCUUCCUCAAGAAGGGUCUUACUUCAGGUUGCAUCAGGAACUGGCUGGAGUUGGUGGUGACGUUGGCUUCCUGAAGAACGAGGUUGAGUACCAGCUCAACAUCCCCAUCAACAGCGACUUUGUUCUUCAGGGCACUUGCCUGGCGGGUCACAUGAUGGGAUUUGGCCACAACAAGACAUUCAACAUCUGCGACCGCUUCUUCCUCGGUGGCCCCCUCAACGUACGCGGUUUCCAGCAGAGGGGGGUCGGACCACAAGUUGAGGGCCACUCUGUAGGUGGAGCUGUUUACUGGGCAGGAGGGCUUCACCUGUACACACCCCUGCCUUUCCGACCUGGGAAAGGCGGCAUAGGCGAAUAUUUCCGUCUGCACGCCUUCGCCAAUGCUGGCAAUCUGGGAGACUUCAAGUUGACGGAAGACGUCAAGCACAGUCUGGAAGUGCUCAUGCACAACAUGAGGUGGUCAGUCGGGGCUGGGCUGGUCUUAUCGGUGGGUCAUCUUGCGAGGUUUGAGCUGAAUUACUGUGUCCCCAUGAAAGCCGAAUCUACUGACAGGCUACACCCAGGAUUGCAGUUUGGCGUAGGAGUAUCAUUCAUGUAGGAGCUUUGCUGCUAGUCUGACAGCUAGCCCAUAAAAGGAAAGGAUUCCUUGAAGACACUAGCCCCCUUUUGCAGGAAAACACAAAAUGACAUUAAAAACCUGUUGUUGCUUCAAUGAACCCAAACAAUUGCACUGCCAAUAAUAAAGCAUUCACGUAGUA
This is a messenger RNA of Ornithodoros turicata, 1858 nucleotides long. RefSeq names its product sorting and assembly machinery component 50 homolog A-like. The transcript is spliced from 15 exons. Gene Ontology annotation, cellular component: outer membrane. Gene Ontology annotation, biological process: mitochondrial respiratory chain complex assembly; protein insertion into mitochondrial outer membrane. The record is from RefSeq and is a predicted model, not a curated record. NCBI's taxonomy places the organism in Eukaryota, Metazoa, Arthropoda, Arachnida, Ixodida, Argasidae. The coding region runs from base 340 to 1698 and encodes 452 amino acids.